Bombus pascuorum is the source of this 1329-nucleotide messenger RNA. Its product is annotated as putative serine protease K12H4.7. The record is from RefSeq and is a predicted model, not a curated record. Lineage: Eukaryota; Metazoa; Arthropoda; Insecta; Hymenoptera; Apidae. The transcript has 7 exons. Gene Ontology annotation, biological process: proteolysis. Gene Ontology annotation, molecular function: serine-type exopeptidase activity; dipeptidyl-peptidase activity. The coding region runs from base 1 to 1329 and encodes 442 amino acids.
AUGAGGGGUCGAAGCAAAUAUGGUAAGCUAGGUGCUCCAAUUUUAUCUGAAGAUCAUGAACUUCCAACUGCUGAAUGGUUUACACAGUUUCUAGAUCACUUUGAUCCAACUGAUGCGCGUGUUUGGCAACAGGUUGGAGAGCACUAUAAGAAAGGUGGUCCAGUAUUUUUGAUGAUAAGUGGUGAAGCUGCAGCAAAUGCUAAAUGGAUGGCAGAAGGUCAAAGGAUCGAAUAUGCUAAGCAAUUUGGAGCGCUAUGUUUUCAAGUGGAACACCGCUUUUAUGGACAAAGUCAUCCUACUUCGGAUCUCGGCGUGAAAAAUUUAAUGUAUCUUUCAUCGCAACAGGCACUUGCAGAUUUGGCUUACUUUAUAGAAUUCAUGAAUAUUAAUUACAAGUUACCAGUUGGUACUAAAUGGAUUGCAUUUGGAGGAUCAUAUGCUGGAUCAUUAGCUGCUUGGUUGCGUAAUAAAUAUCCUCAUUUAGUACACGGGGCUGUUUCUGCUAGUGGUCCUUUAUUAGCAGAAAUUGAUUUUCAGGAAUACUUUGUUGUUGUUGAAAAUGCCCUCAAAGAAUAUUCUGAAGCAUGUGUAAAUGCAAUACUAAAAGCAAACAAACAAUUUCAUAUAAUGUUACAUCGUCCUAUCGGUCAACAAGGAAUAGCUAAAAAAUUUAUUUUAUGUGAUCCAAUCAACGAACAUACCAAACGUAAUGAUAUUUCGAAUUUGUAUGAAACAAUAGCAAGCAUCUUUGCUGGUAUUGUACAGUACAAUAAAGACAAUCGUAAUAAUUCCGCAAUGGCUAAUUUAACUAUCGAUAGUGCCUGCGACAUAUUAACGAACGAAACAUUGGGUAUUGCUAUUGACAGACUUGCAAUUUUGAGCACUAAAAUAUUACAGGCAUCAGAAAAAAAGUGUUUGGAUUAUAUGUAUAAUAAAAUGAUUCAUAAACUUCGGAACAUAACAUGGGCUAGCGAAGAAGCAGAAGGGGGACGUCAAUGGACGUACCAAACGUGUACAGAAUUUGGAUUCUUUCAAACUUCGACAGCACGCGGGGAGACGCGUUCGCGAGGAAGCACGUUAACUGGAGUCGUCAUCAGCAAAUACCAACGCGCAAAGGUUAAGGUCGCUAUUGAGAUGGAAGAGGUUCAAAGCAUGACUAAAAUACAAAUUAAACAGAAUGGAGGUGUUGAAUGUUCCCUGUUGCACCCAUCAUUCACCCCGAAGACGACAUUCGAGCUUGCGCCAUCGUAUGAAACGCCUUCCGGAGAUUAUGGACAAAAUCAUCGGAACUACAUGUUUAAGGAAACCGUAUCGUAUCAGCUGUUAUAG